AUGUCUUUUCCACUAGGUUUUCACAGCAAGGGGGAGCAAUAUCAGAUUGUUCACAGCCAGAGGGAGCAGGUUGUUCACAGCCAGGGGGAGCAGCAAACUCACUUGGUUUGUAAGCUAAAUAAAUCACUCUAUGGGCUUAAACAGGCUUCUAGAAUGUGGUUUUCUAAGUUUUCAAAUGCCUUAAUUGAUUUUGGCCUUGUUCAAUCCAAGGCUGAUUAUUCUUUAUUCACUAGGCAACAAGGAGAUUCAUUUAUUGUGUUGCUAGUGUAUGUUGAUGAUGUUCUCAUAGCAAGCAAUGAUCAAAAGGGAGUUGAAGAUUUUAAAAUACUGUUAGAUCAGAAGUUCAAGUUGAAAGAUUUAGGGAGUUUGCGAUAUUUUCUUGGUUUGGAGGUAGCAAGAAUAGCUAAGGGCAUUUUCUUGUGUCAAAGGAAGUAUGCUCUAGAAAUUUUGGAAGAUGUUGGCUUACUAGGAUGCAAACCUGCAAAAGUUCCAAUGGAUCCUACUUUAAAACUUAGCAAAUAUGAAGGUGAUGUGCUGAAUGAUCCAAGUCAAUAUAGAAGAUUGGUUGGCAGAUUGUUAUACUUAACUAUUACUAGGCCUGACAUUACAUUUGUUGUUCAUAAGCUUAGUCAGUUCAUGGCACAACCUAGAAAGCCUCAUUAUGCAGCUGCUCUUAAGGUACUUCAUUACAUAAAAAAUGAACCAGGGAAAGGAGUAUUUUUUUCUGCAAAAUCAGAACUACAUGUCAAAGGAUUCAGUGAUGCAGAUUGGGCAUCAUGCUCAGACACAAGACGAUCGGUUACAGGGUUUUGUAUUUUCCUUGGUGAUUCAUUAAUCUCUUGGAAAUCAAAGAAACAAGCUACUGUGUCAAGAUCUUCAGCUGAGGCAGAGUAUAGAGCUAUGGCUGUAGCAACUUGUGAAAUUGUGUGGAUUCUUUAUUUGCUAAAAGAUUUGCAGAUUAAACAUGAUAGAGAAGCAAUAUUGUUUUGUGAUAGUCAAUCAGCCUUGCAUAUAGGAUCCAAUCCAGUUUUUCAUGAAAGGACCAAACAUAUAGAGGUUGAUUGUCACAUUGUAAGGGACAAGGUCUUGGCUAAAGUAAUCAAACUAAAUCAUGUGAGAACUCAUUGUCAAUUGGUAGAUUUAUUAACCAAGGCAUUGGGUUACAAACAAUUUUUAGAAUUGUUAUCCAAGAUGGGACUGAUUAACAUUUGUUCUUUAUCAAUCCAUCUUGAGGGGGAGUAUAAAAAUCAGCCUAAGUUUAACAACAACAGCAGAGCUUCAGCUUAA
Molecule: messenger RNA, 1287 nt
Organism: Malania oleifera
Lineage: Eukaryota; Viridiplantae; Streptophyta; Magnoliopsida; Santalales; Ximeniaceae
Exons: 1
Coding region: 1-1287 (428 amino acids)
Source: RefSeq, a predicted model, not a curated record